Merops nubicus (carmine bee-eater) is the source of this 3686-nucleotide messenger RNA. It is a transcript of the gene MAP3K19, whose product is annotated as mitogen-activated protein kinase kinase kinase 19. Gene Ontology annotation, biological process: protein phosphorylation. NCBI's taxonomy places the organism in Eukaryota, Metazoa, Chordata, Aves, Coraciiformes, Meropidae. The record is from RefSeq and is a predicted model, not a curated record. Gene Ontology annotation, molecular function: ATP binding; protein kinase activity. The transcript is spliced from 7 exons. The annotation marks the transcript as partial.
GUUGUGGAAGUGUUGUUGCUCUUCAGAAUGCAGAUAAAAUAAAGAAAGAAAUGCACCAGUCAUACAAAGCUCUAGGAAAAUACAGCCAAAUAGCAUCAACAUCCAGACCAUGUCCAGAUCAACAAGUGGCAUGUUUUCCAAGUGAAGAUCAGUCAGUGUUACAGAUGAGAUGUCACACCUCUUUACCUUUCUUCAUGAAGAAAGAGAACGUAGAGCAUGGCUUUGAUUUCAGCUUCCUGCUCCAGGCCUCACACCCCAAAUCUAACCUUACAGAAUCAUUGAUGGAUUUAGAUGCUUUUCAGAUAAUGGAAGGACAAAUACAAAGAAGCUUAAAUAUAACAGUGCUAAAAACCAGGAACAGGAGACCUGAGUUUCAUUUGCCAACAGUGACAUUGCAGCCUGUAAGAACAAUUCUUCUUGCUCCUCUAGAGGAUAAUAUUGUCAACAAAAACAGCAACCUCAGAAAUAUUUUUAAUAUUAUGAACUCUGUUCCUCCACCUUUAAAAACAGUUACUGAAUUUUAUCAAUUAGACAGUCUGUUAAAAAGGCACACUGAAAUGUCAUCAAACCUGAUUCUGGCUACUAUUUCUGAUAAGUUCACUCCAGUGACAGACCUGUACUACUUCUGCAUGAGUAACUAUUAUAAGGACCCUAGGAACAAAAAAGAAGGAAUUCAAAGCAAUCUAAAAUGGAGAGAAGCUGAUGCAGUUACCGAUACUGACAGGAAUGACCAGAUGAAGUACCAGUUUUCAGUGGCUUGUAAGAAUGCAGAUCUCAUGACCCAAGCCAGUUACUAUGAUAAUAGCCAUCCCUGCUUGAGCUCAAAUAAUCCUCUGAUAAACUGUGGAAUAUUUACAGCUCAGACAUUUACAAUGUCAAGCAACAGAGAUGCCUUGAGAGAUGGCAAGAAGGAAAGAAGAGCAGAGAGUUGUAGAACUGGUCUAGAAGAAGGAAAACCUAUAGAGAUGAUGUUGGACUACAGACCACAUGAAGAUGCUGAGAGUGUGAACUUUGAGCUUGACAGCGAUGAUCUAAAUUCUUCCUGUAAAACUGAAGUGACAGAGGCCUUAGGAGAUAAUUCUGUAGCUGCAGUAAUUCCCAGAAAAGAAUUGCAAGAUCCUUCUGGAAAACAGACAGAAAAUAAUAUUUGUCCCUCUGAAUUUGAAAUGGAAAAAGAAGCAAUGUCAGAAGCAACUUCAAAAGACCAAAGUGAGCUCGUACCUGUUAUUCAUGUUACAUUCUCUGAAGAAGAACCAGCAAAGGAACCACACAUUGCUAAACAAUCUGCCACAAAAAUGAGUAUAAUUCAUAGUCUACCUCCUCACAUUACUCAGAGCUUCAACAUUCUUCCUCACAAAGAAAAUGACAAAAGUAAAAUAAGGAUGAAUAGAAAGAAAUAUUCAUCAAACUCUAAAAUGAGUAGCAAGAGAAAUACUCCUGAAGACUUAAUUGUUUCUGAUGAGCUUUCCACAAAAUGUAAUGCCAAGAGUCAGAUUUUUAAAAAAAAAUUAUCUCAAGCAGAGAAAGAACACUUUGCUCAGAGUGCUCAGGAACCUAAAAAGCAAAAUUUCCCCUGCAGUUGCAAAAAUUCAGUUAUCUUAAAGAAACCUGUUACUCCACUUUCUCUACCCCAUGCACAGCCUGCUUCAGAUUUCACAGAUCUGAAAUACAGUGACAUGUUCAAGAAAAUAAAUUCAAAUGACCAAGGCCCAGGGAUUUAUGAAAUGUUUGGAACUCCUGUCUAUUCCCACACACGUGAGCUUGAUGAACGUGAGAAGAGAUUUUAUGGAGAUGUUUGUGCUGCUCCACCUGGGAGAUGCCCUGCUAGCACCUGCAGAUCUACCUGCAGUAAAAGAAGAGAGAGCAGCCGAGGAAGAAAUACUCCAAAGAGAACGUAUUCUAAGCCAAAGAAGAACAUACCUGGCACUAAACAAAAGCAGAAAGGUUUGAUUACAAAGGAUGGAAGUAUCAAGCUGAAUGAUAGCAACACUGAACAAGAUAAGGUAAUAACUUGUGAUUCAGAUUUUCCAAUAAACACUUCAAGGAGCAUGACGUUGUUUCAUGAAGACACAGGUCAUUUUACACAGCUUACAUUUUUAGAAGACCUUUCACAAUUAGCUAAGAAAAAUUAUUUUUUUUCAAAUUCAGACUUAUUAACUAUUACAGAAGUUUCUUUGGAGCAGUCUUUAGACAAUCAGGAUAUAUCCAACCAUCAGAGAUCUGCCACCUGUAGCCAGAAUCUUCUUCAGUUCAGUGAUAAAGACUACAGAGAAUGUGUUGCUCUAAGUAGCAACCUCAUAACAGCAGACCAGAGCAUUUGUGUACCCCAGUGGAGGGUGGAUGCAGAAGGCUGCAAUGGCCUGGAAUUAGACCAGGCCUCCUUCAAGUCUAUAAAUAAAUGUGAAGUGUUGCCAUUCUCAGAUAGACUGGAGUGUCUAUCCCCUACAAGAAAAUUAAAUCACAGUUGGGAUUACACGCCUCAAAACAGUGGUGUGGCAAAUGGAUUUACUCAGCCUUCAGCAAUUCAGGCAAAAAGCGUUACAAACACCAGUUUCCAGACUAGUCAAAACAGUUUGUCCUGUGUAGAUAAUAAGGAUGUGACUGACGAGAUGCUUUGUUGUCUGGCUGAAGAAUUGCUAAUGCUUGAAGAAAGAGACAUCAACUCUUCAAGAACAAAAAACACAAGUUCUAAAAUGCAAAAUACACAUAAUACAGAAGAAGAAAGUAAGAGGAAUGGAGAUGGAGCAAUAGUAAAUAGUGCUCUAGAGAAGAGUAACAGGAAAGCCUUUUUGGCAUCAAAUGAAGUAAGUGACCUGCUAAACCUUGAGGAAUCUACUAAAUUACCAGGAAGCAGUUUAACUAAUAAAGAUCCUGUCAUGUGGACAAGAGGUGAAGUCCUUGGGAAGGGAGCCUAUGGCACGGUGUACUGCGGUCUGACAAGCCACGGCCAGUUAAUAGCUGUAAAGCAGGUUGUUCUGGAUACGUCAGAUCAGCUCACUACAGAGAAGGAGUACCGGAAGUUUCACGAGGAAGUUGACCUUUUGAAGACACUGAAGCACAUCAAUAUCGUAACUUAUUUAGGAACUUGUUUGGAAGACAACAUUUUAAGCAUUUUCAUGGAAUUUGUACCCGGUGGCUCAAUUUCUAGUAUUAUUAAUCGUUUUGGUCCAUUGCCAGAAAUUGUCCUUUGUAAAUACACAAAACAAAUUCUACAGGGGGUUGCAUAUUUGCAUGACAAUUGUGUGGUCCACAGAGAUAUCAAAGGCAAUAACGUUAUGCUCAUGCCAAACGGCGUAGUGAAGCUGAUUGACUUUGGCUGCGCCAGGCGUUUAGCUUGGGUAAGCCUCAGCGGCACGCAGAGCGAGAUGCUCAAGUCUGUGCAUGGCACUCCAUACUGGAUGGCACCAGAAGUGAUUAAUGAGUCUGGCUAUGGCCGAAAAUCAGACAUCUGGAGCAUCGGCUGCACCAUGUUUGAGAUGGCAACAGGGAAACCUCCACUGGCUUCCAUGGACAGGGUAGCGGCCAUGUUCUACAUCGGGGCCCACCGGGGGCUGAUGCCCUCCCUGCCCGAUCGCUUCUCCGGCGCGGCAGCGGACUUCGUGCGCGCUUGCUUCACCAGAGAUCAACAUGAACGCCCUUCUGCUCUGCAGUUGCUGGACCAUCCCUUUGUGAAAGGAAGAGAGUGA